Messenger RNA from Opisthorchis viverrini, 315 nucleotides. RefSeq lists its product as hypothetical. NCBI's taxonomy places the organism in Eukaryota, Metazoa, Platyhelminthes, Trematoda, Opisthorchiida, Opisthorchiidae. The record is from RefSeq and is a predicted model, not a curated record. The coding region runs from base 1 to 315 and encodes 104 amino acids. The transcript is spliced from 3 exons.
AUGCCUUCUGAGUUAUAUUAUGGCUAUCGUAACCUGUGCACUAAUACGCUGAUUCAGAAACUUCAGACUUGCAAUGAGGCAGACGAAAAACAUGCGCGGAACGAAACUAAGACUAUAAAGGUCAACAUGGAAGAACCGAGACUGUUCGUCUUUCGGGAUGCUGGCGUGGUUGCUCGGCUAUUUUACUAUUACGCUGCUAAAAGCAUUCAGGUUGGUGAAUACGCGGUUCAACUCAAACAUAAUAUGACAUUACCUAACCUGCGAACGGACAAGUCCGGAAAGCGAUGUCAACGCACCAUGGGUUCCAGGAGCUGA